UGGGAUUCAGCUGUCAGUGUGGGUCACGUUCAGCCCAGGCAUUCAAUGCAAAGUGAGACAUGGCUGUGGCAACGCGCCUCCCCCAGCCCAUAGCAGCACUGCACGCGCUCUGUGUGUGUGUGUGUGCUUGAGCACGCUCCUGUGUGUCUGCGCACACAUCUGUGUGCACGCACGCCGAGGCUCCCACUAAGUGCAUCUCACGCCGCCGGGGGAAAGCACAGGAGCUGCUUUCCACUGAUGCGCGGUGGGGAGACACCAGCGUAGGUGCUGGGCCACUCCGUCUGCUGAGCACCAGCACGGCUUGGAAACCAAGGUGGUGGUGGCGUUAGUGGUGGGGAGCUUUCCUUGUCCCAGACACUGGCUGUGUUCACAUGGCACUGGUUUGAGGGACGAGGGGAAGGUCCAGGAACAGCAAUUGUGUCGCAGAGGCUUCAGAUAAACCAGCUGGGAUAAGAGAAGCUGAGGCUUUUUGCUGCAACUCAGAGGGGAGCUACGAACUGUGGCUGAGAGUCUUUUUUAAAUGGUUUCUCAAGUCUACAGUGUGCAGCCCAAGGAAAGCUAUGGAAUGUGAAAGAAAAUGCACGAGCCAUGGCAGACUGAGUAAGUGCACAAUUGUACUGGAGUUCAGUCAGUAGGCAGCACCCGCACUUCCUCUCCUGGCUCCACGGAGAAUGUCUCGACUGUACUCCUUUCUUUAUGUGCUACAGCUACAGCACUGAUGUAGCUCUUACUGGUGGGUACAUUUUACUUUGAUUUUGGCAAGAUUCUUCAAAGCAGAGCAAUGGAUUUAUCCAUGAAGAAAGGAGCUGGAUUUUAUAACGUUUCUGAGCAUCCGAUUUGGAUGUAUAGACUUUGCAGGCUGCCUUGAUCACAUUCAAACAGAAGUAUAUGCAAGGCACCUUCAUCCUGUCGCUCAGGGCUGACUUUUAACAGUUUUUUCUGCAUAUUAAUUUCUGUGCACAGCCAGUCACUAUAGAACUCCACACCUCCUCAGCUUUACAUUUAGAAAGCAUUGGUAAAAGACAACUCUCCAUGGUUUCUGCCCUCCUCAAAAGCCUGCCAUCUUACAUUGUAAAUAUUUGCAAAGGAAUGUUUACAAAGAAACUGGCAAAUUCCACAAAGAAGAGAGAGAGCAGUGACAAUAAAAAGGAGCAAAAAUAUACUCUUGAGCCACAAACGCGGAAUCCAAACCUUUCCACAGCACUAAAGACUACCGUCAAAAAAAUUUCUAAAUGCUCAUCAGUUCGCAAUAUAUCCCUUGAAGAAGACGACGGGAGAAACGACUGUUCAUCACUUUCACCAACAUUCAGUUACCGUGUAGCAAUAGCUAAUGGACUACAGAAAAGUCCUCUUUUUAUUAACAAUGAGAGUAUCCUUCAGGAGGUCUUAUCUAUCGAAAGCAGUUAUUCUGAGUCUCUGAGCGACUUCAAAUUUAACCAUAGAUUAAAUGAACAGAGAGCUCUGACCAUGCCGGUAAGAAGGAACAGGAAGAGCCUGACAAGUUUGGCACCUUCUGAUGGAAGUUCAGAGGGAGAGAGGGUGGAACGCAGUAGUCUGCACACUCUGCGACUAGGAGCUUUGCGGAAGCUGAGGAAGUGGAAGAAGAGUCAAGAGUAUGUCUCUUCAGAUUCAGAGGUGAGCAAUUGGAGGAAGACUCUGGGUAUCCGGAGUAAGUCUCUCGACAGAGCUGGACGACAACAAAAAGUCACUUCACUAGAACCUGGCUCGAGCUCCACAGGCUGCAUAAGUCAGACCCAGGAUGUUAUGGAGAUGAUCUUCAAAGAGCUGCAGGGGAUCAGUCAGAUUGAAUCAGAACUCUCCGAGCUCCGAGGGCAUGUCAACGCUCUCAAGAACUCCAUUGACGAGAUUUCCAGCAGUGUAGAAGUAGUACAGAGUGAGAUAGAGCAGUUGCGUUCAGGCUUUGUGCAAUCCAGGCGUGAGACUCGUGAUAUUCACGAUUACAUCAAACAGAUUAGCAAUCAAGAUAACAAAGCAACACUGAGGUUCCUAAAUGUGCCUGAAGACAAGGUCGAAAAUACUGAGAAUCUCAUUUACCAAAUUUUGAAGGAUAAAAUGGGUUUUACUGAAGCACAUAAGACUCCUAAAAUUGAAUUUGCCCAUCGUUUAGGGCAACAAAGAGAAUGUUCCAGUGCCAAGCCCCGUCCCAUUAUUGUUAUCUUUUCAAGCCCCCAAGACAGAGAUUUAGUUUUAAAAAAAUGUUAUAAACUUAAGGGCACAGGUAUAUCUGUAUCUACAGAUAGCCUGGAACAUGAGAAAAAAGAGAAGAGAGAUAAAGGGAUGACAUCAUCCCAAACUUAUGAAAGUAUGGAUAUUAAAGUUUCUACUAAAGAGAAGAGUGAUCUUGAUGACUGGGACUCCAUGGAUAGCGAUAAAGAGUUAGAAGCGGACUUAAACAGGAAUACAUAUGCAACCUUGCCAAAGAUGGCGCACAAAAGUAAGUCUGACAAAAAAUCUCUUGGGAGUCACGACAGGCCAACAGAUGGCAUCCCAUAUUCAGGGUCAGUGCAUUAUGCAGACGACACCUACCAGUCAGUGGAGUUUGAAGACCAAGACAAGCAAACAAAGAAUUUUUACACUGAUUUAACUCCUAUGUGGCUUUCACAAAGUGACUACUCAACGCCUAAACUCAGCCGCUCUGAGUCAGACUGUUCAAAACUAUGUCAGUCAUACUCUGAGGAUUUCUCAGAAAACCAGUACUUCAGCCGGAUCAACGGCUGCUCCCUUCUGUCAUCUUCAGAUCAGGAGUUGUGGCAAAGGAAGCAAGAGGAUAUGGCUUCAUCAUGGUAUGCCACCCCGCCAAGUCAAACUCUGAGUCAGGAAAACCCACCAUUUGUAGAACAGAAUGAGGCAGAGACCACAGAGACUGUUGACAGUGGUGUGAGCAAUGGGCUUGUGGGUGUAUCAGGUGACAGGAGCCACUACAGUGGUUCUCAGCUAUCUCUGCAAGGUGACCUGUCACCAUGGAAAGACUGGCACCACUUAGAGCAAGGUGCAGACUCGGGUCUCGAUGCCUCAACAGAGCAGAAUCUUGUAUCAGAGGUCAGUAGCCCAUUUGAUCCUUCAGCUAAUCCCGGUUUUCCUGAAAACAUAAUAAAAUGCCAAGAGGUGGAUUUGCAAUUUGAGGGUGAGAACUACUUGACCCUUGAUAGCACCCCUUCCACUUGCCCUGGUUUAGAGAGUGAAUCAACGAGUCAACCUGAUGUUCAGAGUGAUCCGGAGGUCAACACAAGUAAUUUUUAUCAAAAUCAGAACAAGUCCUCCACGAUGUAUCGUAGUCAAAGUGAGAUCAGAAGUGAAAAAUCUGAGGAAGUGCCAAAAUCAUGGCACAGUCGGCUCAGUAUAGAUCUCACUGACAAGACGUUUAGCUUUCCAAUGUUCGGAUCUACUCUGCAGCGAGCUAAAUCAGCACUGGAGGUUGUCUGGAACAAAAGUUCCCAGAGCAACAGUGCUGCUGCUUCUGGCACCACAGAGGAACAUACAAAUUCCACAUUCAUGGGCAGGUUCAGGACUUUGUCCCAAUCCACUGCCAAUGACUCCAGCACAACCAUUGACUCAGAUGUCUAUACUGAGCCCUUUUACUACAAGGCUGAGGAAGACGAGUGUAGUGAACAAACAGUGGACAAUGAAACGCACUAUGUUGAGGUCAUGGAGCAAGUUCUUGCUAACCUGGAGAAUAGGACAAAUGCAAACGAACCUGAGGAGCAGUACCAGGACUAUGAACUUCCUCAGGAGGGAACCUACGUAUUGGAAUAUGACUGCAGCUAUGAUGAGCAAUACGAUGCAGAAUACAGUGAGGAAUACGAUGAUGACCAGGUAACAGAAGAAACAGCAGAGUUUGAUGCAAUGGUAUACACAGAGGGUCAAGAGGAGACCGAGGAGCCCCUAGAGGCUGUAGAAUCUGGGGAAACAGGGGAAAGUAAGAAGCCUGAGGAAACUGUUGUGAAGGAGGAUGAAAAUCAAAACUUACCAGAAGAACAACCUGUGACAACUCCUCCCAAGAAAAGGAUAAGACCAACUUUUAAAGAGGCUGCAUUGAGGGCUUAUAGGAAGCAAAUGGCUGAACUGGAGGAGCAGAUUCUUGCUGGAGAUAGCGCUGCUUUGGACACCCAGGCGGAUCCAUCAAAACUUCAAGGCACUGGAGGGCCCGGCAGCAUACUUUAUGGUAUCGACAGCAUGCCAGAUUUACGGCGCAAGAGGACCGUGCCUAUUGUCCGAGACCUGGCAUUGACAUUGGCUGCUCGAAAGGCAGGCAUUUCAUUUGCUCUUGUCACCAGAUCCACCCUAAAUAAUGAAGACCUGAAACUUCACGUGCUCAGGAAAACUCUGCAGGCCUUAAUCUACCCCAUCUCCUCCACAACACCACACAACUUUGAAGUGUGGACGGCGACAGCUCCCACAUACUGCUACGAGUGUGAGGGGCUGCUGUGGGGCAUCGCGCGGCAGGGCAUGCGCUGCACUGAGUGCGGCGUCAAGUGUCAUGAGAAGUGCCAGGACCUGCUCAAUGCAGACUGUCUACAGCGUGCUGUGGAGAAGAGUUCCAAGCACGGGGCUGAGGACAAAACCCAGAAUAUCAUCAUGGCAAUGAAGGAGAGGAUGAAGAUCAGGGAAAAGAACCGACCUGAGGUGUUUGAGCUCAUCCAGGAGAUGUUCCAGAUUUCCAAGGAGGAGUUUGCCAACCACUUGAAAACUGCCAAACAAGCAGUGCUGGAGGGUACAUCAAAGUGGUCUGCCAAAAUUACUAUCACAGUGCUAUGUGCCCAGGGUCUUCAAGCUAAGGACAAGACUGGUUCUAGCGAUCCAUAUGUCACGGUGCAAGUGGGCAAGACAAAGAGAAGAACGAGGACCAUCUUCGGAAAUCUCAACCCAGUCUGGGACGAGAAGUUCUUCUUUGAAUGCCACAAUGCCACAGACAGGAUAAAAGUGAGGGUGUGGGACGAGGAUGAUGACAUAAAGUCACGUGUGAAGCAACACUUCAAAAAAGAGUCAGACGACUUCCUCGGCCAGACCAUCAUAGAAGUGAGGACACUGAGCGGCGAGAUGGACGUGUGGUACAACCUGGAGAAAAGGACAGAUAAAUCUGCUGUGUCUGGUGCCAUCAGGCUAAAGAUCAGCGUGGAGAUGAAAGGAGAGGAGAAGGUGGCUCCACCCCACAGCCAGUACACAUGUCUGCAUGAGAACCUGUUCCACCACUUGACAGAGGUGAAAAAUAAUGGGGUAGUGAAGAUUCCUAAGAUUAAAGGUGACGAUGCCUGGAAGGUCUACUUCGAUGAUGUUUCUCAAGAAAUUGUUGAUGAGUUUGCCAUGCGCUACGGGGUGGAAUCAAUAUACCAGGCAAUGACCCAUUUUUCCUGUCUGUCAUCCAAGUACAUGUGCCCAGGUGUGCCUGCUGUAAUGAGCAACCUGCUGGCCAACAUCAAUGCCUACUUCGCCCACACCACCACUGCCACCACCAACAUCUCUGCUUCAGACCGUUUUGCUGCAUCCAACUUUGGAAGGGAAAAAUUUGUGAAGCUCUUAGAUCAGUUGCACAAUUCGCUGAGGAUUGAUUUGUCUAAGUAUCGGGACAAUUUUCCUGCCAGCAAUCCAGAGAGGCUGCAGGACCUCAAGUCCACUGUAGACCUACUAACAAGCAUCACCUUCUUCAGGAUGAAGGUACAGGAACUGCAGAGCCCCCCCAGGGCCAGCAUGGUUGUGAAGGACUGUGUGCGAGCGUGCCUGGACUCUACCUACAAGUACAUAUUCGACAACUGUUAUGACCUGUACAACCAGCUCCUUGACCAGUCCAAGAAGCAGGACAUCCCACGUGAGGAGCAGGGCCCUUCCAUCAAGAAUCUGGACUUCUGGCCCAAUCUGAUCACACUGAUGGUGUCUGUGAUCGAUGAAGACAGGACCGCUUAUACUCCUGUGAUCAAUCAGUUCCCACAAGAGCUGAAUAUGGGCAAGAUCAGUGCAGAGAUUACAUGGAACCUCUUCGCCACAGAUAUGAAAUAUGCAAUGGAAGAACAUGAGAAGCAUCGUCUUUGCAAGAGCACGGAAUAUAUGAACCUGCACUUCAAAGUGAAAUGGUUUUAUAAUGAGUAUGUCCGAGAUCUUCCUCCCUUCAAGGACACCGCGCCAGAGUACUCUCUAUGGUUCGAGCCCUUUGUCAUUCAGUGGUUAGAUGAAAAUGAAGAUGUUUCCAUGGAGUUUCUACAUGGAGCACUGGAAAGGGACAAGAAGGAUGGUUUCCAACAGACCUCUGAACAUGCUCUGUUCUCCUGCUCCGUGGUGGAUGUCUUUGCGCAGCUCAACCAGAGCUUCGAGAUUAUCAAGAAAUUGGAAUGCCCUAAUCCACAGGCACUGGCCCACUUCAUGUGCCGCUUCGCCAAGACCAUCAAUAAAGUUCUGCUACAGUAUGCUGCAAUCAUAUCAAAGGACUUCAGUUCAUAUUUGGACAAGGAUAAAGUGCCAUGCAUCCUCCUCAACAACAUUCAACAACUCCGUGUCCAGCUGGAGAAGAUGUUUCAGUCCAUGGGAGGAAAACAGGAGGAAGGGUCGGUGUCUUCUUGUAAGCUUGAUGCAGAGGCCAGCGACCUCUUGAAGGAGCUUCAGAAUAAGUUGAAUACAGUCUUGGAUGAGCUGAGUGGUGUUCUUGGCUCAAGCUUCAAGCCUGUCAUUGAGGACUGUGUGAAACAGAUGAACCAAGAGUUGGUUCAGAUGAAGGGGAAUGGCGCAGCCAAGAAGAGCAAUGCUGCCAUGGAUGCAGAGAUUGUGCUGCGGCCACUUAUGGAACUUCUAGAUAAGAACCUAAUUUUGUUUGCCAAGAUCUGUGAGAAAACAGUUUUGAAGAGAGUACUGAAGGAACUGUGGAAAAUCGUCCUGAACACAAUUGAAAGGCAGAUAGUUUUACCUCCUCUGUCUGACCAGAGUCAGCAAGGAGCUCAGAUGAUCUUCAGUGCAGCAAAGGACUUGGGACAGCUAUCCAAACUAAAGGAACAUGUAAUCCGGGAGGAGGCACGGAGUCUGACCCCACGUCAGUGUGCAGCCAUGGAUUUAGUGCUGCCCACCAUCAAGCAAUAUUUCCAUGCUGGAGGAAAUGGUCUGAAGAAGACAUUCCUUGAAAAAAGCCCUGAUUUGAAGUCACUGAAAUAUGCACUCAGCCUUUACACACAAUCUACAGAUGCCUUGAUCAAGAAGUUUAUAGUCACCCAGACAUCUCAAGGUCUGCUGUCUAACGGAUCAGUGGGUGAAGUGUCCAUUCAAGUGGAUCUCAUCUCUCAUCCAGGCACUGGGGAGCACAAAGUCAGUGUCAAGGUGGUGGCAGUGAAUAACCUCAGCUGGCAGACCAAUGCCAUGUUCCGGCCCUUUGUCGAGGUCAAUGCCAUAGGACCGCAACUCGCUGACAAGAAACGCAAGUUCAGUACCAAAACAAAGAACAAUAACUGGUCUCCAAAGUACAAUGAGACAUUCCAAUUUGUGCUGAGUAACGAACAUGAGCCAGAGUCCUAUGAAUUGCACAUCUCUGUGAAGGAUUACUGCUUUGCCAGGGAGGACAGAGUUAUCGGCAUGACAGUCAUCCCUCUUCGGGAGCUGGCCGAUAAGGGCAGCUGCUCAGGCUGGCACCCCUUGGUCAAGAGCAUCUCCAUGGAUGAGACUGGACUAACCAUCAUGAGAAUUUUGUCACAGAGGACCAGUGAUGAGGUGGCCAAGGAGUUUGUACGUCUCAAGUCUGACACAAGAUCAGUUGAAGAAACAUCCUGAACCAAACAGAGGGGCGUACCUUGACCACAGACAAGAGUCACAUUCUCUGUUUUUGUGCAUGUGUGUUAAACAUCUGUUGGAAUGUUCAUUUUAAGCUACAGUGUGUACAAGUGUUUACCUACCAUACACAGUACUUACUCUAACGUAUAUAUUCUACAGAUGUUAAGAAGAUGUUAAAUACCUUUUUGUACUGAAUUUAGUCUUUUUGAACAGUAAUUUGUUCAGAUAAAGUGCCAAACAGGAAAAAAAAAAGAAAUGCAAUGGUAAAAAUUUGGUAUGUUUGAAUUUCUGCUUGAUUUUUUGCCUACUGUUUCACAUUCUGACUG
Scleropages formosus (Asian bonytongue) is the source of this 8087-nucleotide messenger RNA. RefSeq names its product unc-13 homolog C (C. elegans) (gene unc13c). The coding region runs from base 1033 to 7761 and encodes 2242 amino acids. Gene Ontology annotation, molecular function: calmodulin binding; diacylglycerol binding; phospholipid binding. Gene Ontology annotation, biological process: synaptic transmission, glutamatergic; synaptic vesicle priming; dense core granule priming. NCBI's taxonomy places the organism in Eukaryota, Metazoa, Chordata, Actinopteri, Osteoglossiformes, Osteoglossidae. Gene Ontology annotation, cellular component: plasma membrane; presynaptic active zone cytoplasmic component; presynaptic membrane. The transcript is spliced from 34 exons. The record is from RefSeq and is a predicted model, not a curated record.